AUGAUGGCUGGGCGUGGCCUUGCAGGGCGGGGCGGUAGGAGGCAGCAGGCGGCACUGCAGGCGGGGCCCGGAGCGCGUCGCGGAGGCGGGCAGCUGCUGUGUCCCGGUGCUCCUGGCCGCCUGGCUCCCCCCCGCGGCGGGGGGGGGGGGCCCGACCGGGGCGGGCGCGGGGGGGGGGGGGGCGCGACCGCCUCCAACUGGACGCUGGUGAUGGAAGGCGAGUGGAUGCUGAGAAUUUAUGCCCCGUGGUGUCCAUCUUGCCAGCAGACUGAUUCUGAAUGGGAGACUUUUGCGAAGAAUGGAGAAACACUCCAGAUCAGUGUGGGAAAGGUGGAUGUCAUUCAAGAACCAGGUUUGAGCGGCCGCUUCUUUGUCACCACUCUCCCAGCAUUUUUUCAUGCAAAAGAUGGGAUAUUCCGCCGUUAUCGUGGUCCAGGAAUCUAUGAAGACUUACAGAAUUACAUCUUAGAGAAGAAAUGGCAAUCAGUUGAGCCUCUGACUGGCUGGAAGUCUCCAGCUUCUCUAACAAUGUCUGGAAUGGCUGGUCUUUUUAGCAUCUCUGGCAAGAUUUGGCACCUUCACAACUAUUUCACAGUGACUCUCGGAAUUCCUGCAUGGUGUUCUUACGUCUUUUUCGUCAUUGCCACUUUGGUGUUUGGACUGUUCAUGGGUCUGAUCCUAGUGGUGAUCUCAGAAUGCUUCUAUGUACCUCUUCCAAGAGUUUCAUCUGAACGCUCUGAGCAGGAGCAGAGGCCUGAGGAGGUACAAGGAGCUGAGCAGCUGCAGGAUGCAGAGGAAGAAAAGGAUGACUCAAAUGAAGAAGAAAACAAAGACAGCCUUGUGGAUGAUGAGGAAGAGAAAGAGGACCUUGGCGAUGAGGAUGAAGCAGAGGAAUACGAGGAAGAGGACAACCUGGCAGGCAGCAUGGAUGAGGAGAGAAGUGACACCAAUGAUCAAGGAGUACUGCAGGAAGGCAGUGUAUCCCUGGAGGAACUUGAAGCUGAUGAAGCUCACUCAGCUGACACACAGGAGGUGGUGGAAGACUCUUUGAGGCAGCGCAAAAGUCAGCAUGCAAACAAGGGACCACAGGUUUCAUGAUGCCAUCUCUGAAAAUACAGGCCAGAAACAUACAUCUGCUUCCCUCUGGUCUGUACUUUAAGCCAAAUCCUUAGUUUUUAACUUACUUUUUUUUUUUUUUCCUGAAAGAGCAAUGUUCACUCUUAAAAGAUGAUCUCUGGUUCUGUGGUCACAUGUUUGUUAACCUCUGUAUCCUAAAGAGAGUCAGGAACAGCACUCAGCCACAAUGGUACAAGGAUCUCUGUGGGGAUUUAGGUGGAAAAAGAGUUGAUAUUCUUGUGGGCCAAAGGGUCAACCAGAGGACUUCUCUCUGGUCCUCCAUAAUACUUUUAGAAAUGAGACUGCUGGCCGGAAAAAGGUGAGGGCAAAGCUACAUUACUCCUGAGUAUCCUUGGAGUACAGAAAGAGUCUUCAUUGUUAAGCAUUUGUUUUUGUCAUCUAAGAAACAUUGGCUACCAUACUCUUGUGGGUCUAGAAAUUC
Cricetulus griseus (Chinese hamster) is the source of this 1558-nucleotide messenger RNA. Lineage: Eukaryota; Metazoa; Chordata; Mammalia; Rodentia; Cricetidae. The record is from RefSeq and is a predicted model, not a curated record.